Lotus japonicus is the source of this 1063-nucleotide messenger RNA. Its product is annotated as transcription factor MYB4-like. The record is from RefSeq and is a predicted model, not a curated record. Lineage: Eukaryota; Viridiplantae; Streptophyta; Magnoliopsida; Fabales; Fabaceae. The transcript has 2 exons. Bases 101 to 964 code for a protein of 287 amino acids.
UCUGGUAUCUUAGGUGUUCUGCUGCCAGUAAAGGUAGAAGAAGACCCUUCUUACUCUUGCACCUUUUUAAAGUGAGAAUCUAAUCAAAGAGUGCCAAAAAAUGGGAAGAGCUCCCUGUUGUUCUAAAGUGGGGUUGCACAAGGGUCCAUGGACUCCUAAAGAAGAUGCAUUGCUUACCAAGUAUAUCCAUGCUCAUGGAGAAGGCCAAUGGAAAUCACUUCCCAAAAAAGCUGGGCUUCUGAGAUGUGGAAAGAGUUGCAGACUAAGAUGGAUGAACUAUCUGAGACCAGACAUAAAGAGAGGGAACAUCUCUCCUGAAGAAGAUGAUCUCAUAAUCAGACUGCACUCACUUCUGGGAAACAGGUGGUCCCUCAUAGCAGGAAGAUUACCAGGCAGAACCGACAAUGAAAUCAAGAACUAUUGGAACACCCAUCUCUGCAAGAAGAACAUGAGACUUCAAGGAAUCACAACAGAUCACGAGUCCAAUUACAACAACGAAGAAGAGUUAGAUCCUGAACAAAAACCUGCAGGUUCUGCAAAGAAAAAGAAGAACACCAAGAAGAAGAACAAGAACAACAAGCAGAACAAGAAGAAUGGUUCUGCAGAGGAAGAGAGGAUUCAAGUGUAUCUUCCAAAACCCAUUAGAGUAAAGGCUUUAACUCUACCAAGAUCGGAUAGUGGGGCCUCCUACACCUUCGAUUCAAAUUCUUCAGCAUCAUCAAGCCAAGAAAAGGAAGAAGAAAACCCAGGAACAGAGCAAGUGAUGUUAAAUGACGAUUUUGGGUUCUGGGGUGAUGUCGACCAAGAUAUAAUCAAGGGCAAUUUGGACAUUGAUGAAUGCCAGUCUUAUUUUCCCUCGGAUCAUCAUGGUUUAGAGAAACUGUAUGAGGAGUAUUUGCAGGUGUUGGACAUGGAUUAUAGCCAUUAUGAUUUGGAUUGUUUUGCUGAAUCUUUAUUAGACUGAAACUAUAGUAAUAAUAAUAUAUUGUUCUUCUUCCUCACCGACCCAUGUUAAUUUGUUGAAAAGAUUCAAAGUAUGGUUUCGGUUUCUUGUUUCUGUGUA